Molecule: messenger RNA, 5084 nt
Organism: Portunus trituberculatus (swimming crab)
Lineage: Eukaryota; Metazoa; Arthropoda; Malacostraca; Decapoda; Portunidae
Gene: Upf1
Product: regulator of nonsense transcripts 1-like
Exons: 19
Coding region: 117-3482 (1121 amino acids)
Biological process (GO): nuclear-transcribed mRNA catabolic process, nonsense-mediated decay
Cellular component (GO): cytoplasm
Molecular function (GO): RNA binding; hydrolase activity; RNA helicase activity
Source: RefSeq, a predicted model, not a curated record
CCCUCUAUUGCUAUCAUGGUUCCCGACAUGGUAGUGCGGGAAGAAAGAUUUGAACGGAAAAAGAGUUGAAAUUUCGUGUCUGGACGCCGCGUGAAGUGCGUGAAACCCUAACAGAGAUGAGUGUCGACGCUUACGGCCCCAGUUCUCAGAGUCUGACCUUCUAUGACACUGAGGAGCCUGACCUUCUGGGGGCUGACACGCAGGGGUCUGAGUAUGAGUUCAACUUGACCCUCGGCAGCCAGACCCAGACCCAGGGUGACCCGCUAGACAAGACCCAGCCCUCCCACAGCCAGGUUACUGUCAAUGGAGAUGUAGAAGCAGAGGUGGAAAAAGUGACAGAGACCCUUGGAGAACUGCAAUUUGAAGAGGAGGAAGAUGAAAAUGCCUUCUAUACCAAGGAGCUCCCUGAGUGGGCCUGCCGGUACUGUGGCAUCCAUGACCCGGCCUCGGCUGUCAUGUGCAAUGUGUGCCACAAGUGGUUCUGCAAUGGCCGCGGCAACACCUCCGGCUCUCACAUCAUCAACCACCUGGUGCGCGCCAAGCACAAGGAGGUGAGUCUUCACAAGGAUGGCCUGGUGCGGGACACUGUGCUGGAGUGCUAUGCUUGUGCUGUCAAAAAUGUCUUUGUGCUGGGCUUCAUCCCUGCCAAGGCUGAGUCUGUGGUGGUGCUGCUGUGCCGCCAGCCAUGUGCUGCCCAAAGCUCUCUUAGGGACAUGAAUUGGGAUCCCGAGCAGUGGAAACCUCUGAUCAACGACCGUGCACUGCUGCCUUGGCUGGUGCGUGUCCCCUCCGAGGCUGAGCAGUUGCGUGCCCGCCAGAUAACAGCACAGCAAAUCAACAAGCUAGAGGAAUUGUGGAAGGAGAAUGCCUCAGCCACCUUUGAUGACCUGGAGAGGCCUGGUGUGGAUGAGGAGCCCCAGCAAGUGUGUCUCAGGUACGAGGAUGGUUUCCAGUACCAAAACAUCUUUGGUCCGCUGGUGAAGUUGGAAGCAGAUUAUGACAAGAAGCUGAAGGAAUCCCAGACUCAAGACAAGAUAGAAGUGCGCUGGGAUAUUGGCCUCAACAAGAAGAUCUGUGCUUACUUCACUCUUGCCAAAACUGAUGGAGAUAUGCGGCUGAUGCAUGGGGAUGAGCUGCGGCUGAGGUACCUGGGAGACCUGCAUAAACCCUGGUCUGGGGUGGGGCAUGUCAUCAAGAUCCCUGACAACUUUGGGGAGGAGGUGGGCAUAGAGCUGAAAUCCAAUGUUGGAGUGCCCACAGACUGCCGGGACAAGUUCGUGGUUGACUUUGUGUGGAAGUCAACCAGCUUUGAUAGGAUGCAGGCUGCCCUACGCAAGUUUGCUGUUGAUGACUCCUCUGUAUCACCUUACAUAUACCAUCGUUUGCUGGGUCAUGUGGAGAUCGAUGAACUCAUCUUCCGUCAUAUUCACCUUCCCAAGCAGCUGUCUGCUCCCAAUCUGCCAACCCUCAAUAAUUCCCAGCAAUAUGCCCUGAAGCAUGCCUUGCAGCGACCUCUGUCUCUCAUCCAAGGUCCCCCAGGCACAGGCAAGACGGUGACCUCAGCCACCAUUGUAUACCAGCUGGUGAAGCAGACAGGUGGCUCUGUACUGGUGUGUGCCCCUUCCAAUACUGCUGUCGAUCAACUCACAGAGAAAAUCCACAAGACUGGCCUGAAGGUGGUGCGGCUGUGUGCCAAGUCUCGUGAAGCCAUUGACUCUCCUGUCUCCUUCCUUGCUCUUCAUAAUCAGAUCCGUAAUCUAGAGGAUAAUGGUGAGCUUCAAAAGUUGCAGCAGCUAAAGGAGGAAACUGGUGAGCUCUCAUCUGCUGAUGAGAAACGCUAUCGUAUGCUCAAGAAACAGGCUGAGAAGACCCUGUUGGAGGCUGCUGAUGUCAUCUGCUGCACAUGUGUAGGUGCUGGAGAUCCCAGGUUGGCCCGCCUUAAAUUCCACUCCAUCCUCAUUGAUGAAUCUAUGCAGGCCACCGAACCAGAGUGCAUGGUGCCAGUGGUGUUGGGUGCCAAGCAAGUAAUUCUGGUAGGAGACCACUGCCAGCUAGGGCCAGUGGUGAUGUGCAAGAAGGCCUCUCGUGCAGGGCUUUCACAGUCCCUAUUCGAGCGUCUGGUUGUUCUGGGCAUUCGACCUUUCCGUCUUACUGUCCAGUAUCGUAUGCAUCCUCAGCUGGCACAAUUCCCUUCAAACUUCUUUUAUGAAGGUUCCCUUCAGAAUGGUGUGGCUGAUGCUGAUCGCACCAUGAAGGGUGUUAGCUUCCCCUGGCCCCAAGCAGACAAGCCACAGUUCUUCUAUGUCACAUCUGGCCAAGAGGAGAUUGCUGGUUCAGGAACAUCCUACCUGAAUCGCACUGAAGCUUCCAGUGUGGAGAAGUUGGUUACUCGCUUCCUCAACUCGGGGGUGAAACCAGAGCAGAUUGGAGUUAUCACCCCAUAUGAGGGCCAGAGGGCUUACCUGGUCCAGUACAUGCAGUACCAGGGACCUCUCAACCAGAAGCUGUACCAACGUCUGGAGGUAGCCAGUGUGGAUGCAUUCCAGGGCCGUGAGAAAGAUCUCAUCAUUAUGUCUUGUGUGCGAUCUAAUGAACAUCAGGGCAUCGGCUUCCUCUCUGACCCUCGUCGUCUCAAUGUGGCGCUGACCCGAGCUCGUUAUGGCAUCAUCAUUGUUGGCAAUCCUAAAGUGCUUUCCAAGCAAGGACUAUGGAACCAUUUGCUGCAUCACUUCAAGGAGAAGAAGGUGUUGGUUGAAGGACCCCUCAACAACCUUAAGGAGUCUAUGAUGCAGUUCAGCAAGCCCAAGCGUUUGGUUAAUGCUGCCAAUCCAGGCUCUCACUUUAUGACCACUGCUAUGUAUGACGCUCGCGAGGCCAUGGUACCCGGCUCUAUGUAUGAUCGCUCUGGCCCCAUUAAUGGUACAACACCACAACCCUCACCCUACUUCAGAGGUCCACCCUAUGACAUGUAUGGCCGUGCCCAUGACACCCUGGAUUACAUCUCUACUGAGCACUCUCAACCUGGCCUCAGCAACUUACCAGUCCCUGUGGGGAUGUUCAUGAAUAUGGCCCAUGUCCCACCUCGCUUCUACCAACAGCACCAGCAGGCUCUAGCAGCUCGAGGUGGUCGUGUGGGAGGUAUUGGAAUGCGUGGUAACAGGGCUGGCUCGAGGAAACAGACCAAGAACAUGGGUGGGGCAGGUGCUCCACAGCUCUCUCAGCCUUUCAGUCAGGAUCCUUCCAUGCAAAGCUACUCCCAGCCAGGACUCACCCAGGGUCACCUCUCACAGGGCAUGUCUGGUCCUGGCCUAAGUGGGCUGUCUCAGGGAUUGUCUCAGGCCGAGCUAUCCCAAGACUCCUACAUGGUGGAUCAGUUCCAGAGUCAGACCGAUGGCCUUCUCUCUCAAGACUCCACUUACCAGGGCGACCGUGCGUUCUUCACCCCAGCAUCACAAACGCACCACUUCUCACAGCCAUACUGAUGGCCGACCUGAGGACACCCUGGCGCAUGAAGGCGAUGAAGCAGCGCACCAGAGCAGCAAACAGCAGGUGGAGUAAAAGAGGGAGACCCACAGCAGGCACAGCAGCAAGAAAAGCAGCACAGAGAAUAGCAGGGUAGAGCAGUCACCCACCAGGGUUGCCACACUUGGGCCCUCUCAGCAAGAAAGCUGAGGGAGGCAGAUCACUAUUAUGGGAGCACUGUCUUGCAGGCUAGUGGAGUGCCACCUGCACUCUGGAGCUAGGGAGGAGGGUGGCAUUUCCUUCAAAAAUGUUCAAAUUUUGCUCUAAAAUGUCAAUACAGUAGUUGCCUACUGUUUAAAAAAAAAAAAUUCUGAACAAAACUGAAGUAAUCAGGCACUCUUCUGGAGAGAUUAUUGCCAAUGGCUAAGACAAGGGUAGGACACCCAUUCCUAAAGCAAUGAUAUUAGACAGUGUGUGACCCUAAUCUGCCGGCCCAUGGCAGACAGGUGACAGCUGUGCUGACUUGUGUCCUGACCAGCAGUGAGGCUCACUCCCCUCACUCCUCCAUCACCUCCCGGCACUACCAUUGCGUGGGGCUUUGGCGGCUGGAGAGGCGCGGCAUUCACCCAACGUACAUCCAGUUGUUGUCAGAUCCAUCUGUUUCUGUUGCGUAACAUUGUUUUGGGGAAUUAAGAUCUUUUGUUUAUUUUGGGUACUUGGUUUGGUAGGACUGGGUUGUACCAUACCUGCAUCCCAGCACAUUCUUCUGUACUUAAUUUCUUGUUUCUUCUCUAUCACUGAAUGAUUGAUUUAUCUCUGCAUCACAAAAGUUAUCUUUUCCUGUGACAAAAUUCCUUGAGUAUGAGUUUAAUUGCAGCACUUGUAAAAGAUGUGUCUUAGGAGAAGCACUUCUAUUAACCGUUGUUGAGUGGAGAAUAUUGUUGAAGGAUGAGUACAAAUUUUUAACAGCUUGUUUGCUUUCAGGUAUCUAAACUUCUGAGAUUUCUUUUUUAUUUAAUUUUGUUUCACUUGCUCUAUAUUUAACCCAAGCAUUGCAAGUUUUAAGUAUGGCAUUUAUGGUUUUCAUGGAUUGUAAUAACAGUGAUUGAUGAUACAAAGGUGAAAAAAGAGUAAUAUGCAUAGGAUCAGUUUUCAUCAAAGAAAUCUACUUGCCAGAACAUUUUGCGGAUAAGAUAGAAUAUUUACUUUCCAUGUAGAAUGUCAUCACAUUCUUAGUGUUUAUCAAGGAUUUACUUAAAGUGACUGGUUACAGAGUUCUGUUUUGUGUGAUUUGUAACAAUUGGUUGUAUUCUCUGCUGUCUGGCAAAUCAUAUUUAUACCUUCAUGACUCCAGCUCUUGCAUGUCUGAGAACAUUGGCUCUUUCAGUGAAUAUUUCUCACUUUCACUUCUUAUCCUGCAACAGGCAGACUCCUGUGACUGGAAUCAUAGACCUACAUAAUGUUCCAUUGAAGUGGUCUCUGUAGGUGUGAGGCUUGUUCAUAUCAUGGAGUCAGACUUGUAGUAGGAGAACUCUGAACUGUGUUAUUGGGUCAUUUAAGUCUGAUUUUAUUUUUUCCUGAACUGUCGAGGAAACUGAUGAAACAAUAAAAUUUGAUUACUC